CAGGAUGUGUGUGGCCUGUAAUAUCUGACCUCUAACCCCUGACCUCCAGGAUGCGUGUGGCCUGUGAUAUCUGACCUCUAAUCCCUGACCUCCAGGAUGUGUGUGGCCUGUAAUAUCUGACCUCUAACCCCUGGCCUCCAGAAUGCGUGUAGCCUGUCUGUUAGUGCUGUUCCUAUUGACCCUGGUGCAGCUGGGAGGCUGUCUGCUGCUAGGAGCCUUCAACAUCAAGACAUUCGGAGACAAGAAGUCCUCCAACUCAACCCUCAUGGACAUCAUCACUCAGAUAGUGCACCGUUAUGAUAUCGUGUUGAUCCAGGAAGUGAGAGACACUGACCUAUCAGCAACCAACAAACUGAUGCAGCACGUCAACAAAGGCUUGUUCCCUAUAGGUACUGUCACAUUGUCAGUGAGGAACUGGGCCGCAAGAGAUACCUCUACCUGUACAGAUGAGGAGACUGUCUCUGUGGCUAAGAACUACACGUACGAUGACGGCUGUGAGCCCUGCGGUACAGUUACCUUCAUCAAGAGAACCUUCAUUGUCAUGUUCUCUCUCACCUACACAG
Messenger RNA from Salvelinus sp. IW2-2015, 563 nucleotides. Lineage: Eukaryota; Metazoa; Chordata; Actinopteri; Salmoniformes; Salmonidae. The record is from RefSeq and is a predicted model, not a curated record.